GGAGCACGACGGAGCGUGCAUCACCCGGCGCGUCACUUGUUUUAAGCUCGUCGCGUGCUCUCGUUCAUUCAGCACCAUCUCGUCUUCUUUCGCACCAUCUCGUCUGUGGUCUUCGAGGAAUCGGUGCGCGUAUUGAUCUGCGUUUGUUCUCUCGUUGGGAAUUUUUUCACCAUGGCCAAGGAUCCAGUACGCGUGCUCGUCACCGGUGCCGCAGGGCAAAUUGGAUAUGCCUUGGUGCCCAUGAUUGCCAGGGGAAUUAUGUUGGGGGCCGAUCAGCCCGUAAUUCUUCACAUGUUGGACAUUCCCCCAGCUGCCGAGGCUUUGAAUGGCGUAAAGAUGGAACUCAUUGACGCUGCCUUCCCCCUUCUCAAAGGUAUUGUGGCAACUACUGACGUCGCCGAGGCAUGUAAGGAUGUCAACAUUGCCGUCAUGGUUGGAGGUUUCCCCCGAAAGGAGGGUAUGGAACGUAAGGACGUCAUGUCCAAAAAUGUUUCUAUCUACAAAGCACAGGCUUCAGCUUUGGAAGCAAACGCUGCUAAGGACGUAAAGGUUUUGGUGGUAGCAAACCCUGCCAACACCAACGCCUUGAUUUUGAAGGAGUUCGCCCCUUCGAUUCCAGAAAAGAACAUCAGUUGCCUGACAAGGCUGGACCAUAACAGGGCUCUCGGUCAAAUUGCAGAGCGCCUUGAUAUUCCGGUUUCUUCUGUCAAGAAUGUUAUCAUCUGGGGAAACCACUCGUCUUCGCAGUACCCUGAUGUAUACCACGCCGUCAUCGAUGGUGACAAGCCAGUGCGUGAGGCUGUUGCUGAUGAUGCUUGGCUAGAUGGAGAAUUUAUCAAGACUGUUCAACAAAGAGGAGCAGCAAUUAUCAAAGCUCGCAAGCUUUCAAGCGCACUGUCUGCUGCAAGUUCCGCUUGUGACCACAUUCGUGAUUGGGUGCUUGGUACUCCUGAGGGUACCUGGGUGUCCAUGGGAGUGUACUCCGACGGAUCAUACAAUGUUCCAGCUGGUCUUAUUUACUCUUUCCCUGUCACCUGCUCGAAGGGAGUAUGGUCCAUAGUUCAAGAUCUGCCAAUCAAUGAGUUUUCAAGGAAGAAGCUUGAUGCCACCGCAGAGGAGCUGGUGGAGGAGAAGCAGUUGGCUUACACUUGCAUCAACGAGUAGUCGGUUAAUAUUCCUGUAAAAAAGAGUUCAGGCUUUACGUUUUGUCCCCCUUUGGGGGCUCAACAAGUUUAUGUUGCAACCUCAACAUGAACAUAUUUUUUGUAUCUAAUAAUUUAUCAUACAAAAUUACAUCUUGCUUUGCAAGCUCGGAUUAUUCAUCAUAUCUCCCAAGGUGCAUAGGUGCAUCUCGUUAUCUACUACGGGUUAUUAUUCU
Molecule: messenger RNA, 1378 nt
Organism: Marchantia polymorpha subsp. ruderalis
Lineage: Eukaryota; Viridiplantae; Streptophyta; Marchantiopsida; Marchantiales; Marchantiaceae
Source: the annotation of a GenBank genome assembly